UUCGGCGAAUCAUAAAAGCUGAAAAAAGUUGCACUAGAUAUUCGUUGGCAUAGAUUUGAACUAUUUUGAUUGCCAAUCCAAAUGUAAUGAGUGAUCGUUGCUACAUAGCAACAUGAGCACGUGUGAGAGGAUCGCUAGUAACACGGACGCACACACACACUAUAGCAACAGACAACCUGUGUGCAGAAAGGGAGAGGGUGGGCCCUUGACGUCGUUUCUCGUCAAAGACUCAAAGAUUUCGGAGAGAACCAUAUCCAGGUUUGCUUACUUGCUAUUCACCACGGCAUUGUCAUGACUUUAACGAAAAGGGCACAGAGCUCAAGGUUACAAAUCAAUAAUUGGAAUGGUUUCGUUUGACUUCACCUGUCCAAGUGUGGAGCGGAGAAGAGAGUCAAGACACCCCCAAGGCACACAUCACCAGCGCUGCCUGUGCUUGGAGCUACUGGCUGACAGAUCCUUCGCAUAAGGAGGAACUAGAGGGAGUCUGACAAGCGAUAAGAUCCUCUCUUCCAAACCACCAACAACGAUUGGUAAAGCACCUUCACCAAGCGUAAUGAGAGCUCCAGGCUGAAUUUGGAGUGGCUGCUCUCAGCUGAAUCCAAAAGGGUUUUCGUGAGAUUUUCUAACCCAACUGGGUGUGUACAGCACCGUGCCCGCUGUUACUCUGGACUGCACUCGAUAUACCUUAUUUACUAAGUCAUGUCUUAUACAGAGCGAUGGGUAAGUUCGACGACAACGAGAGGAUAAUCCUCAACGUUGGGGGAACCAGGCACGAGACGUACAAGAACACGUUGAGGACACUGCCGGGGACUCGGCUGGCCCUUCUUGCCUCUGAUUCUGACAUCGAGUCCGUUUUGGAUCAGCUGCAACAAGUCCCCGGCUUCAUAGAGUACAACACGCGGAACAACGAAUACUUUUUUGACCGCCACCCAGGGGUAUUCGCUUAUGUCCUUAACUACUAUCGAACCGGGAAACUCCAUUGCCCAGCAGAUGUUUGUGGUCCGCUGUUCGAGGAAGAGUUGUCCUUCUGGGGAAUCGAUGAGACGGACGUGGAGCCUUGCUGCUGGAUGACCUAUCGCCAACACAGGGACGCCGAGGAGGCGCUCGAUGUGUUCGACAUAAACGUUGACAAUGGAGACGACGACGAAGAGACGGGGAAAAGACUCGGCAUUGAGGACGUGGUUGAUCCUAAUAUCAGCCGCUGGAAAAAGUGGCGACCUGUGAUUUGGAAUCUAUUUGAGGAUCCCUAUUCUUCCAGAGCCGCCAGGGUGAGCCAUGAUGAUACGCUAUCCUUUAACCCUGGCAACCUGUUUUGGCGGCUGGGAGUGAGACAGGAUGGCUGGGAAAGGUAUGAUAAGGAAUUUAAAGUUCAUUUAAGACGUCCACAGUACACCCCCACAAAUAUGUCAGAGUGCAAUGAAAUAAACGCUUUUAUAAUGAUAUUUACCAUAGCGUCUCUUGUACUAACUCAUCACUGGU
Messenger RNA from Oncorhynchus keta (chum salmon), 1479 nucleotides. RefSeq names its product potassium voltage-gated channel subfamily C member 2. Lineage: Eukaryota; Metazoa; Chordata; Actinopteri; Salmoniformes; Salmonidae. Gene Ontology annotation, cellular component: axon; voltage-gated potassium channel complex; neuronal cell body membrane. The transcript is spliced from 2 exons. The annotation marks the transcript as partial. Gene Ontology annotation, biological process: protein homooligomerization; potassium ion transmembrane transport. The record is from RefSeq and is a predicted model, not a curated record. Gene Ontology annotation, molecular function: delayed rectifier potassium channel activity; protein binding.